AUGGACACACAAAGUAGCUGGACGACUAAGCUAUCUUUCUGCCCGUCGCCAACGCCAACGCCAACGCCGACUCGCCUUUCUAAGAGACCACCCACUCAGCUCCCGCCAACCGUCUACCCUCUCCACCACUUCGCCGACGAGACAAAUCCACCUCGGCCAUCUCUCUUCCACCCUUCGUGUUCCUCGCACCCAGACCCUCCGAGUUCCGUCGCAGCCAGGCAACUGGAAGUCGUCACGACGACCAAACUGACAUGCAAUGAUCUUCAGUUUGCCCGCAACCAACUUCUACAAAGCGGUCCAUUCGGUACAGAUCUUUCUAAGAUGCCAUUCUCUCCAUUUGACUGUCUACUUGUUUGUCCUUCAGUCCAUCUAUCUGUCUGUGUGUAUGCAUAUUUUUCUAUUCGCCUGUCUGGCUAUUUGUUUAUUAAUGUUGUUCGUCUGUUGCCCGCCUGCAUGUGGGCAUGCUUUGAGGUCUCCACAACUUUAUGCAGUCAAGGGUGCAUUCGCUUUUUCAUUAAUUUCUCCACCGCUCGCCCGGUUUCUGCGUCCUCGCGCCAAUCCGUCAACGUUCAAUUGCUCAGCCCAGAGUUGUGGAUAAAUGUGCUUUUGGCAAAUAUGUGA
This is a messenger RNA of Protopolystoma xenopodis, 621 nucleotides long. Lineage: Eukaryota; Metazoa; Platyhelminthes; Monogenea; Polystomatidea; Polystomatidae. The record is from the annotation of a GenBank genome assembly.